Penicillium cinerascens is the source of this 4518-nucleotide messenger RNA. RefSeq names its product GYF domain-containing protein. The transcript is spliced from 4 exons. Gene Ontology annotation, molecular function: protein binding. The record is from RefSeq and is a predicted model, not a curated record. Bases 1 to 4518 code for a protein of 1505 amino acids. Lineage: Eukaryota; Fungi; Ascomycota; Eurotiomycetes; Eurotiales; Aspergillaceae.
AUGCCUACACCACUUCCCUCGAGCUUCGCGUCAGCCGCUGCUGGCAACACCCAGGACCCCAGUAGGAGAGGGGAUGGAGGUGCCGGUGGAGAAUGGUCCCGAACUCGCAUGAACGGAGCCACUCAGACCUUCCGGCGCCCCUCUGUCGCUACCAACCCGACUCACACCCGGGAGGGUAGCCAGCCUGCAUCUGCCUCGACGCCUACCUCCGGAGCCUACAUGCCUCCCCACAUGAGCUCAAAUACCAUGUCUAGCGCGCUGCGGAACGGGGAAGCCCGAUACUCCAAGGAGCAACUCCUGGACAUGUACAGGGCACAGCGGGAGUCUGGAUCCUUGGGCAAGAAUGUGGAGGAUUACUUCGUGGCCGACUGGGACCCUCACAUGGUGACAACCCCCGCGAAUGGGGCGUGGGGGAAACGGGACGACCAUAAGACCUCCGCGGGGCCCGAAGUGUGCUGGGAUCACGGUGGACAGGCAGAGCCGCUGGCGUUGACCGAUAUGUCUGAUGGAGAGAAAGAGUUGUUCUCCGCUUCGGUCAAUUCGCCUCUGAAGCCGCCGCCAGCCAACGCAUCGAAGGAAAAUACCGCUCCAGUGACUGGUGGUCGUAAAGGAUCGAUUUCAUACACUCAGGGCCACAUUAAUAACUACAGUACAUCUUCUCCGAACGCCGCCCGCCCGGGUGCCCGACGCCGAGAAACGGGCGACUCCAUCGGCAAUCCCAUGUCUCCUACCGGUUCGAAUCCCCGCUUUUUCCGUGACGAAGUAAACACCUCUACUCCUCCUCCAGCCCUGUUGCGUCGCAAGACCGACUUCCGAGAAUCCAAACCGGACGAAAAACCGAAGGAAAGCGGCCCAGAUCCUGCUUCUCCAUUCGGCUCCUUGAAACGCAGCUCUACCAACCCUUUGAAUACGGCCGUAGGCGGACCCAGCUCUCCCUGGGGAUCUGCUUCUGCUUCCCAAAACGCUAACUUCUCUCCCAUGGGCGCAUUUGGGGCUUUCUCUCUCGGAUCAAAUGCCGCCGCGCAGACACCCCCGACUGAGAAGAAGCCGGGAUUCGGAAGCCUCCGAGGCGAGAGCAGGUUCAAGGGGUUGCUUUCCAAGGACAGCUCGGAGGACAUCGCGGGAUCUGCAAGGGAGAAGGCUUUGGGCAACCUCGAGCGUCUUGCUGAAGACGAUGACCACUCGCGCUCACAGUCUCCAUGGGGAGACGCGGUCAAGAUACGGGCUGGCCGAAGCGAAACCAAUCCCUUCGAUGAGCCUCGCAGUGGCAGUGCUGCCCUCGGCGGGUCUCAAGAUGUUGAGGCCCCGUCUCAGGCCGAUCUUGGUUUUGGUGCAUUCGGCAUGACCUCGAGCAUUCCCGGGUUCCGGGAGCUGAUGCAGAGCCAUGAGAACUCGCGGAACCCCACCCCCAGCCUUCUCCAGGGACAUGAGCCGACUAGCCCGACCAAUACGAACCCCUACCAAAGUCCCCACGGUGAUAAAACUGCGGUAGACCCGGAGGAUGUGGAUACCGAUGGGUCGGAUAUUCAGCAACCCCAGCACCCUGGGUUGAGCGGACUGCGCGACCCUUCUAAUCCCUUUGGUUCCAUGAAACGUGUUGGUUCUGGCAUGGAUCUGCCCACGAUCGAUCGCAGCCAAAAUUCGAGUGCCAACGCCAACAGAAACUUUUCCGGUCUUGGGGGUCUGAGUGGUCUCUCUGGUCUGGGUGGACCCUCCGCAUGGUCUUCUGGUGGUGCUAUUGGUACCCCGACUCGCGAGCGUUCGGCUUUUGGAGGGUUCGGUGAUCCUAUCUUUGGUUCGAUGGGUGGUGAGCUUCAAUCACCAAGCCUGUCUGCGCUCGCAGGUGGUGGCUUCUUUAGCCCGCAUGCCGGAAUUUCUGGCACCGCUAGUAUUGGUCGGUCUAGCAAACUGGGCGCGCUCUUCUCGGGAAUGCAAGAUGAUCACAGCCGCCCCGAGUCCGUGGGUAUGGAUGAUGCUCUGAGACAAGAUGCAUCCCAGGCAGUAUUGGAUGGGUCGGCAAGUAAGCCUGGAUCAAACUCGGCCUCUCAAACUCCUGUUUCAGCAGUCGGUUCCCUCCCUGCGAACUUGACCCACGACAUUGCCCAGGCUCAAACUCCAGGUGGAACUGUUCCUUCUGCCCAGCAGCGGACCAUGGUCAUGCCUGAUCGGAUGCGCUGGAUUUACCGUGAUCCGCAAGGCAAUAUUCAAGGGCCUUGGACCGGGCUUGAGAUGCACGAUUGGUUUAAGGCUGGAUUCUUCAGCCCUGAUUUGCAGAUCAAGAAACUCGAGGACAUCGAGUUCGAGCCCCUAGCGCAGUUGGUUCGACGAAUCGGAAACUCGCGUGAGCCAUUCCUUGUCCCUCAGAUUGGUAUCCCUCACGGACCAGAACCCAACGGCCCUCAAUGGACUGGUGCCGUACCUGCCGGCUCUGCCCAGCCUCCUUUCCCUGGCAGCUUCCCCAGCUUCGGCACGACUUUGACAGCCGAACAGCAGAAUGCACUGGAGCGACGCAAGCAGGAGGAACAAUAUCUGAUGGCCCGUCAGAAGGAGCAUCUCGCUCAGCAACAAGCUAUCAUGAAGCAGAUGCACGUCCCCGGUGCUCCGGCAUCUGCACAGCCCCCCCUUCAGCACCAAUCGAGUGCCCAUAGCCUCCACAGCCAGCCCAGCUUUGGCAGCAUCACCUCCCCUGGCGUAUACCAGCCAUCUCCUAUCCAGGCACCGAAUCAGGGACAACAGCAGCCCCAGCAAGCCCCAGGAUUCUUUGAUGCCGCUGGACCGAUCAGACAGGGUGGGCUGUCGAAUCUCACUCCUGGGAUGCUAGGAACCGAUAUCGGCAACCAGGAUCAGCUUGCUGCCCUCGUUGAUCGUCUGAAUGUUGGCCGGCAGGAUCCUUUUGCCUUCGGUGGGGCUUCAUUAUCUAGCCGCCAGUCCGACAGCUUGUUCCAUUCCCAGCAAGUCGCAUCGAUGCUCCAGGACCGUGCUCAGCUCCAGGAGGAACAGGAUCAAUUUGACAAGGCUAACCCCGACGACCUAUUUGCUCAACAGGCUCGUGAGGAACGUUUGCGUCAGUUCAACGCCCUGCGGGCCCAGGAAGGCGAUAUGGUGCGGACCGCAGAAGGUCUUCCAACCCAUCCCGCUACUGUUUCCCAGCAGCUUGAAGCUGAAGCUGCCGCUACGAGCUCGGAAGUGGCAGUGGAGAUGCUCGCCUCGGAUCUCGAAACCUCGGAGCCUACUCUCACCCUGUCUCAGCAAGUCCAGAAGGCUGCCUCUGCCCAGCGUCAACAGCAGCAGGAGCAAGAACAAGCCCCCGAGUCAGUAUGGGGCAAGGUGGACCGCGCCAUGCCCCAAGCUUUCCCUCCCCCGCCGUCUGCAUCGCCUUUGCCGGCACCUGCCGCUCAGCGCAACCGUCAGAAUGUGGCCGAUGCUCUCGCUGCUGGUUCUCGGUCCCAGACUCAAACUCCCGUUGAUGCUCCUGCCACCUCCGUUGCUCCGUGGGCCAAGGAUACCCACGAGCUGCCCAAGGGGCCCUCUCUGAAGGAAAUCCAGGAGGCGGAAGCUCGUACUGCUGCUCAGCGUGAGGAAGUCGCCGCAGCCGCUCGUCGUGCCCAGCUUCUCGCCGAACAAGAACGUCUCAGUCAGGCCCAGGCCCAUGUUGUUCCUGGUCUCCCCUCGUCGGCCAACUGGGCCAGCGCUGGAUCACCUGGAAUCCCUACCUCGACUACUGGCUCCGCGUGGAGCACCAAGACCCAGCCUACACCUACCAACACUGCCACCAAAAAGACCCUCGCUCAGAUCCAGAAGGAAGAAGAGGCUCGUAAGCAGCGUUUGGCCGCCGCCGCUGUGGCGGCGGCACAGACCGCGACCCCUAGUCCUCCCGCCUCUGCUAGCAAGCGCUACGCCGAUCUUGCCAGCAAGGCUCCUGCUCCUUCUGCCGCCACUGGUCCAACUGUUUCCGGUGCCUGGACUACAGUCGGUGCUGGCGGCAAGGCUAAGGCCCCACCCGCUGCGCCUCUUGGCCCUCGCUCUACCAGCGGAACCAUCCCGGUUGCACCCGCCGUUGCCUCCAAGCCUCGUCCAGUCGUUGCUACCCGCACCGUGACCGCGGGCAGCAUCCCCCAGUCCAAUCCGAAUCGGGCCGUUGAGGAGUUCUCCAAGUGGGCCAAAUUCACCCUUGGCAAGGGGCUGAACAGCAAUAUCAAUGUUGACGACUUUGUCCAGCAACUGCUGUUCCUGCCUGCCGAGGCUGAGAUCAUUUCCGACUCCGUGUACGCCAACUCGCAGACCAUGGAUGGCCGCCGCUUUGCCGAAGAAUUCAUUCGCCGCCGCAAGCUUGCCGACAAGGGCGUCGUCGAGCCUGUCUCGCCCAGUGCUAUGGGCGAACUGAAGAACGGCGGUGGCUGGAGCGAGGUUGCCAAAAAGGGAUCGACCGCCAGCGCUGCAUCCCAGGUCUCUCGUGAGGAGGAAGCUGCCACCGCCGCGUUCAAGGUUGUCGCUCCCCGCAAGAAGGGCAAGCGGUAA